AUGGAUAGAAGCGGGAGGCCGAAGAACCGGACCGUCCUGGAGGCGUUUGCUGAGUUCGAUCCGUCCAACGGCGCAUUUCUCUCCUCUGCUAGUUCCCCUCUUGUUAUCUGCUCGCUCACUGUUUCUACCUCGCCCGACGGUUCUGAAAGCCAGAUCUACGUGGGAACCCUUGGCGGCUCGAUACUCUUGCUUUCGUUGCUAUCUUCGUCGGCCGCUGUGCCUUCAAAACAGAAUGGACUCCGCCUCGACGGGGAUGCCGGCGAAAUGGGCCGUUCCGAUGCGUCGUCCCCGGCGAAUAUCGAGGUCGUGCAGUCGGCUUCAGUGGGGAGGUCUCCUGUCGAGGUGAUUCAAGUUUUCCCCGAGGUUGGCAGGCUGAUCGUGCUCUCGGAGGGUUUCCUUUUCUUGCUGGACGUCCUCUUACUACAACCCGCACAUAAACUGGCUAUAAGUGGGGCAACUGCACUUUCGAGGAGGUUGGUUUGCAGUGACUUGGCGAGUUCCGAUCCACUGGGAUAUGUCGCGUCGAAGUCGGAAAAGUUUGGGGCCGGGCAAAGGUUCCUUCAGAAACUAGGGGGUGGGAACAGAGCCAAUGGUGUGACAUCGAAGGUUCAUGUGGGGCAGAGAGCAGGAGAAGUCAAUUGUUUUCUUGCUGUCGCUGCAGGAAGGAAACUUGUUUUGUUGGAGCUCAGCUUGGGGGAGGGUACGAACAGGGACACAAGGGAGUAUGGGGGCGUCUCUGUUUUGUCGAAGGAAAUUCUAGGCGUUGAAGGGGUCAGAACCAUAGCAUGGCUCGACGAUUCAAUAAUUAUUGGUACCACUGGUGGCUAUGCUCUGUUCUCUACAGCCACAGGACAGAGCACUCCUUUAUUUUCACUACCUGAAUUCUCUGGACCUCCACAACUGAAACCCUUAUUCAAAAGUAAGGAGGCACUUCUUUUUGUGGACAACGUGGGUAUUGUCGUUAAUUCGUUUGGUCAGCCUGUGGGAGGAAGUUUGGUUUUCCAGCAGUUCCCAGAUUCCAUCACGGAAGUCCCACCAUACAUCAUCGUUUCUGGAGAUGGUUGGAUGGAUUUGUACCGGAAGAAUACUGGUAUUUGUGUCCAGUCAGCCUCAUAUCCAAAGGGUAAUGGUAGGCCUUGUCUUGUGGCCGGUGAUGAUCCGGGUUGUGGACAGCUUGUUGCGGUGGCAACGCCAUUUAAGGUCAAACUUUGGUCACGAUGUUCUGUUAAGGAACCGUACUCUAUGUUAAAUUAUACAUCAAGUAUCAUUUUACCUUUGCGUUCGAAACAUUUUCAUGGUUAAUACUUCAUGUUCUCAUAUUGUUCUUGAACUUCGAAAGAGGAUGACGUGGUUCUGGAAGAUGCCUGUUUUUACCCUAAGUGAGAAGUAUACCUGCCAUUAAAUAAUCUAAAAGAGUACGCUCUUAGGAAAAUGAACGAUUCUACUAUCUAUUGUGUAAGAUGUCCCUUACACGAGAAACUAUAUCUGGAUGACAUAUAAGCCACCCCAAAAAUAUAUCUGGAUCUGCUUGAAAAAUCUCGCUACUAACUUUUUAAACCCUGUCAAAUGUGUCAUUAAAAUCUUAUCUUCAAUCUUCCGGAGAUCUAGCUCACUUGAUUUUGUACCUUAUGUUCUGGUUGUCCUCGUGAGUCAGCAAUCUGAAGGUAAGGCUUAGUCAGUUUCUAGCUAUUAUCGUUCCCCAAUAAGGCUAGAUGCUGCCUGAGACCAGAUUUCAUUGAUCGCCAAGAAGCCUAGUCAAUUAACGAAAAUAUUUUUUGAGAAAUUUUAUCUUCUUGAUCCACAUCUCUCGAGUUAUUUCAAAUGUCAUUGGGUUCUCCAUUAACCAAAAUGGAAAUGCAGGGUGUAGUCAUACUUCCACAUCCCCCUCGUUUAUCAGGUUAUUGAGUAAUUACCUCAGGUAACUACCUUAUUUGUUCUCAGAUUACGGAUAGAGUAUCGACUCCAGCAUUAGGCUCCAGCGUUUGUCAGUUGCUGCAGUGAUGGGAUUAGUUCUGACCCUGGAAACGUCAGUCGGCUACACUAGAAAAACUUUUCUUCCAUUCAUAAACUUUCUGUAGAGCAGUCGUUUUCGUAAUGAUAUUUUCGGCAAAAAAAUUAAUAAAACUUCGUUGACUGAAAAUAUUUUCUAAAAUUUAUCAGCUGGAGCUAAAGAUGCCAUGAUUCUAUUAUCAUUUCUUGACAUGAUGUUUUUUCCUUUUUAAGUGAUUGUGGUUUCGUUCAUCCAAGUAAAGAAAUUUUAUCAUAAAACAGAUCAAACAGUAGACAUUACCUUGCGGAUAGAAAAUAUGAAACAAGUUGAAGUGCUUCUGCUUCUUUUACAGCUUUCGAAGACACCUGGAAGAAGAGGGAAUGUUUAUCCAUUUUAUUAAUUAUGGGGGUGGGGCAGGAUGAGGUUAUCUUGGAUGAAAGUGAUUUGAGUGCCGUCAUAAGAUCUUUGAUACCUCUGUUGCACAAUUCUGAUGGCAAUUCAGUGUGUCAAAAUAAACUUUUAUGUAUUCAUUAAUCCGGAACAUUUUAUUGCGGAGUGUAUUGUUUUGAAAUUUACUUAUUAUCUUUUACAGGUGAUCUGCUUUAACAUAAUUUCUGCGGAAGAACAGAUUAAAGAACUUUUGAGAAAGAAAUAUUUCAAGGAAGCUAUCUGUUUGGUUGAAGAAUGUGAGUCUGAUGGUGAGAUGACAAAGGAAAUGCUUUCCUUUGUUCAUGCUCAAGUGGGCUUCUUAUUGCUUUUUGACCUGCAUUUUGAGGACGCAGUAAAUCAUUUCUUGCUUUCGGAGACUAUGCAGCCAUCUGAGAUCUUCCCGUUUAUAAUGCAAGAGCCUAAUCGUUGGUCGACGUUGGUGCGUUUCACAUUCACCACACAUACAUCCAUAUGCUUUUUGUUUUAGUUUACUUAUGGCAAAUAUGUUGAAAUCAGAAGUAUCUGAAAAUUGAAAGCAGUUGUGCGAAUUGUUUGCCUAGAUCUUCCAAUUUCUUAGCUUUAUGGUUCUGCAUAUAAUAAAGCCCAAUGACAGGUACUGGCUCCUGUAUUGAAGGGCUGUCAGUUUGCUUUAUUGAAUUCUGGAUUAGUAGAGCCGAUAGAGACUGAUAUCAGGCAAUCAAAUGUUAAAUUGGGAACUUGCUAUCGAUGUGUUGCGAUGAUUAUCCUGCUAGGGUGUGCAAGUAUGCUAUGACUUGUCUCUUGUGUUCUGUCCACAAAGACAAUGUCAUAUUGACUCAGUUAUUCGUUUAUUGAUUCAGCACGUAUAGAACAUUGUUAUCUCCCCCUGCUUUACUGUUGUUGCGAUGUUCUAAUGAAUGUGAGAUAGAAUGAUAUCUUGUAGUAGUUGAUACAUUAGUUGGCUGUUCAAUAUUUCAUUCGGUGAACAACUUUAAUAUGAGUUGCAUAAAUAGUGCGCUGCAUGUGUUCGCAGUUUUUCUCACAAGGUUCCGCUAAGAAAAAACCACCUUGAUUGUGUUCUUCUUUGUGACUGUUAAUCCUCUUCUUUCAUUUUCUUUAUGUAUAUAUGUUUUAGUUUGUCAAAAUAUAUGAAUAUACUUCAUGUUGUAGGUGCCCAGGAAUCGCUAUUGGGGAUUGCAUCCACCUCCAGCACUCCUUGAAAAUGUGGUUGACGAAGGUUUGGCAGCAAUUCAACGAGCAGUUUAUCUGAGAAAAGCGGGUAUAGACACCACUGUAGAUGAGGAUUUUCUUUUAAAUCCUCCCAGUAAAGUUGAUUUAUUGGAAUCGGCCAUUGAAAAUAUCAUCAGGUUAUUAUACACAUCAGUUUGAGAAAUAGUGCAAUAGUAUUCUGUUUCACAAUAUCUGAUCUUUCUUGAAGUUAUUUGAUUACAUUAAAUAUUUUGCGUUCUUUCAGAAACCGUCAUGCAAACUUUCACCUUUGAAAUUUAGGUACUUACUUGUUUCCCGGGACAAAGAUAUGAAUCCUUCAGUUAAGGAGGGUGUCGAUACACUUCUUAUAUACCUUUAUAGAGCUCUUAAUCAUGUCGAUGAUAUGGAGCAUCUGGCAUCUUCCCAAAACAGCUGUGUUGUGGUACGUGUUGCUUAGCAGUUUCUCUUUAUAUUUUGGAUCAUCUGGGUUUGUUGAAUUAUCUUGGUAAUUAAAUGCCUCAAGACUUUGGACUGUGUUAUGGACAAUGACGAACAGACACUAUUUUUUCAUGUUCUAAAAUGAAGCGAAUUAUUAGAAGCUGCUAGAAUAAUGAUGUUGCAAUUUUCUUGGCUGCAGGAGGAAUUAGAGACUUUGUUAGUGGACUCUGGGCAUUCAAGGACACUUGCCUUCUUAUAUGCAAGCAAAGGCAUGAACUCAAAAGCUCUCACAAUCUGGCGCAAAUUGGCGAGGACUUACUCAGCUGGCCUGUGGAUAGAUCCUGCCACAGUGCAUCUAUUCUCAUCUCAAAGAGCUGCAGCCCUUGAAGCAUCAAAGCUGCUAGAGGAGUCAUCUGACCAGCACCUUAUUCUACAACAUCUUGGAUGGGUCUGUAAGCCUUUUUGAAUAUGUAUGGAGAUGCUAAUGAUCUAUUGAUUUACCUUGGCUCGGCUGAUGGUAUAAGCAUUGUCAACUUUCCCCCUUGUAGAUUGCUGAUGAAGACCCAGAACUUGCGGUUAGAAUUCUAACGUCAGAAAGAAGAUCCUGUCAACCUGCACCUGGUUAUUCUCCUUCUUAGUGUGUUGUUCAUCUUUGAAAAUUAACAUCACACACCGUACUCGCUUCAAUAAUUCUAAUAAGAGGUUACUCAGGCUACAUAAACCUUGGAUUUAAUUUAAUAUACGAUAUUGGAGUGCUUUCUUGAAUGUUUACUAAUUUUGAAGAUUCUGGAUAUAUAGAUAUUAGAUCUAUUUUGAUCUGUUCAAGUGUUUUGCAAUUAAUUUACACGACCUCCUUCUCUGAAAAAUAAACAGUAUUUUUAUAUUUCAUUAAAUACUCUGAGUGGUGACUGCUUCUAUUUAAACAUCUAUCCAAUAUAGAUUGCUUAUAUACUUUAAUGAACAGAUGUGGGUGGCAAUGUCAAACGGUGUCAGCAUGACCACUGAUGCACUUCGAUUAUGGAUAGAAAAAUCGAUUUUAAUGUGAUUUUCAUGUCUGCUGCAGAGGAAGUGCUUGCUGCGAUCGAUCCCAAAAAGGAUGACAUUCGCCAGAGGUAUUGACUGCUUAUCUGUGAGUCCCUUUUUUUUUCCUUCCUGGCAGGGUGUUCAAGUUAUUAUCAAUUUUUUGAUAAUCCUUCUUUAGUAACGUUUUAGGAUACAGUGGUUGCCUCUUCCUUCAUACAGUUCCACAUUUGCUGUUGAUUUUUACAUCAGGAGUUUAUGUUUCUGAGCUCAGUUUUAUAAAGAAGCGGAAAUAAAUGUCUAAUUAUAGGUUGGAAAGUGAAAAUGGGGAUAAAAUUAGGGCUUCACUACGGUUUUGGGGGCUCAAAAUUAGGAAGUGUUUUUUUUUUGGGAAUAACGAAAUUGGGUGCAAAAUGCUAGUGAGAGACUGAAGAUCUGUGAUCAAUGCAUUGAAGCUGCUCGCGUCAAAAGUUCAAUGCAGAGAUCUUCAACGCUCUGACCAUGCUUAUAUCUAGGGAUAUGGAUAGUCUUCGGGGUCACUUUAGGCCCCUUAGGCCAUACCAAUAUCCAUUUUGAGUCGCGGGUUAAAACUUGACGUCAAUAUCCUUCUGGCAAAAGUUUUACAUCCGAAAAAGGAGCCCUAUGAAAUAAGCUAAUAAUUCGAAAUAAGAAAUACAGGGUUGUCGGAAGAGAGCUGUAUUUGAUCUGGCAGUAGACAAGUCACAAGAGCCAGAUGGGUUCCCUCUUAUCUUUGCUAGGAUUCAUGGGUAGUGAUGAAAUAAGAUCUUAAAAUAUGAAGUUCUGCAAAGGUUGUGAUGCAUUCCCUUGCAGGCUCUAAAUAAGAACUUCUUGGUGUUGAUACCAAAGAAGGUAGGAGUAGAUUGGCUUCAGACUUCAUCCCUGUUUUUGCGUUGGUCAGGGCAUAUACAAUUGUGUAGCAGUGUUUGAGGUUUUUGUUAAUGAGAUGAUUAGCCACAAUCAGAAUGCCUGUUUGAAGGGAUCACAGAUUCAAGAGAAUUUUGCAGUUGAUAUGAAUGUAUACAUGCGCGGAAGAGCAUAACAUAAGAGAGGAUUGUUUGCCAAGCUUGGGCAUUAGGAGGUUGAUGAUGAGGUGAGAUGGGAUUGUGUUAAUACAUAAGCUACGAGGAGACAAUAACUCCUUAAAAGCAUGAUUUGAAGGAUGUGCCUGUUUCGGUGGUAAUUAGUGUGGUACACGAUCCCAUUUCAAGGGGAAAGUUGACCCGGGCUGGAAAAUUGGAGAGGCCUCCUUGGUCCUUGCAGGAAGAACCAAAGAAGCAAGGAGAGGAGGAAAAAAAGGUUAAGAGAUGAGGAAGGUGCACUCUGCGGGGGGUGGAGAAAGAAGAGACUGUGGGGAGUGUGGGAUUAUGACAGUUUAUGUGUAUCUGCAUUACUUAUUUCAGUAAAAGUAUUCAUCUCUAGCAUGCUCUGCAGGGUUUGCCCAUUUCGAUUGGAUUUGUUGGUGACCAAUCCCUGCUCAGGUGGGGAAAGCCUGAUUCUCAUGAAAAUUAACUGAGAAAAAAAACUGAGCUCUAUUCCUGGAUGCAUUUUCGAUGCAUUAGAUUCGCUAUAUGAUGGGCACAGAAUCUGAAUCAUCUCACCUCGUCCAAAUACGAAAAUUUUAGACAUGAAUUACUCGGUUUUAUUGCAUUAUUUUUUAUGAAGUUUUCACUGCCAGUAUUUAUUGUUAAUUACAUACUUUUCAAACUCAUGCAGAUAUCUGCAAUGGUUGAUUGAGGAUCAAGACUUUGAUGACCCUCAGCUUCACACUCUCUAUGCCCUCUCUCUUGCCAAGUCGGUGAUAGGAAGCACUGAAAACGAUGGCACAAUUGAGACAAGAAGGUUGAGUGAGAUGAAUGUCAUUGAUGCCGGAGAGGGGAGCAUAAGAGAGAGAUUGCAGCUUUUUUUGCACGGGUCAGAUUUAUAUGAUGCAGAAAAGGUUCUCUAUGUGAUCGAAGAAACAGAAUUAUGGCUGGAAAAGGUUAGGCAUAGUCAUAUUCAAAAACCUUUCCUUCUAUGCAUGAUUAGUGGUCAUCGUUUGUAUGCAUGAUUUAAACGAUGUCUUGAGCACAACAUUAUAAACUUGAAAUGGAACCCUAUAACUAAAAGCUUUAGGCUAAGAUUAGCUACACCUGUUCUUCCUUGCAACUAUCAUAAUAUUACUUAUUUCAUGUUAAUUUAGAAGUCCCUGGAAGCACUUAGACUAUCAGUAUCAUUACUUAUUUCAUGUUCAUACUUGUUCAUGUAUUCUUACAUUGCAAUCUUGUAGAAGUACUUAGACUAUCAGUAUCAUAUAUGAAUCAUAUUCUUUUUUAGGCAUGAGGAAAUAUAGAUUUCUACUAUUUCUACUAUUUCUUGGUCACUGAUCAAGCAAUAAAUGCCCUGAAAUAUUAUGAUGCAAUAACUGGUCCACCAGGGGCCUGCUACACAUCAUCUUUCAGGUCCUAGAAUUAAGUAAAUUAAUAGGGUUUUAGUCGAUGUUUUCUUACUACUGCAUACCCCUCAUUAAAAACAUCGUCUAAACAUAAAUCAUAAGAAUGUUUAUGAUAAUGUAUGUCUGUUUUUGUCGCAUAUUACUUCCAUAUCUGUUUGUGUAACUCUGCUUUCCAUGGCAGGCGAUCCUCUACCGGAAGUUGGGGCAAGAAAACUUAGUUCUGCAGAUUCUGGCCCUGUAAGCUUCCUCAUCCUCAAAGGCCACGCAUGCUUGUUCAUAUGAUUAGGGAGAUCAGAAAAGUAUAUGGAAAACUGAUCUGAUCAAUUAGGCCUAGGCCUAGAUUUUUUUUGCUAUAUAGAUCUAAAUUUGGGUGUUUCAUCUUAUUUAGAAUAAUUGGUCCUAAUCAAGCAGCAAUAAUGGAAUUAAAUAGAAAACCCUAGAUUUGACCCCUACGGAGGGUCCAAAUUUAGGGGCUUCAUCUUAUUCAGAGUAAUAGACCCCAAUGAAUUAUAACCCAAACGCUUGAUUUGACCCUAUAAAUGAUGAUUUAUCUUAUCCAUUGAUCUUAGUCAAGCGUCUAUAAUGCAUUUAUCGAAAAAUUCCCUCAACUAGCAGAUAUGAUAUGCUGCCAAUCGUGCCGUUGGUUGACUUCUGUCGUGCCACAAAUGGGGAUGCUCCUAGUUGACUUUCGUACAUGCCCUUUCAGGAAGCUAGAGGACAGUGAAGCCGCAGAACAGUACUGCGUGGAGAUUGGCAGGGCUGAUGCCUUUAUGCAGUGAGUUGACCUCUGUUGCGCUCUUUACCAUCCAUGGACUUGAGAUGACAGCUCAGCACGUUCCCCGUCUUCUUCUGUCCACCCCUCAGGCUCCUGAAACUCUACCUGGACCCCGAGAAUGGGAAGCAACCCAUGUUCAAGGCCGCGGUGCGCCUCCUCCACAGGCAUGGCGAAUCUCUGGAUCCUCUGCAGGUGCUGGAGGUACACAUUCCUGCUGAAUUUAGAAGGGCCCUUGUUUGGGCAGGAUCGGUCAAUCAGGGCAAUCUGAUCCCCGAUUUGGAAAGGAUCAGACGGCCAUCGUUGGGUGAAAUUAUUUUUGAAGAGUAAUAAUAAUCCCCCAAUAUUCCACCAAGAAUCCGCAUCUGGGUUCAUCUUCAUCGUUGGUUUCCCUGAGAUGGGUUGCUUGUUGUGGCAGAGACUUUCUCCAGACAUGCCUCUGCAUCUGGCCUCCGAGACCAUACUGAGAAUGCUGAGGGCUCGAGUCCACCACCAUCGCCAGGGGCAGGUAAACCCUCCAGAGCUCUUUCUAUGGGGGGAAACCCGUCUCGGCAGGGCCAGUUGUAGUAAUAAUAGAAAGGUGGUGCUGCCAUGUGGCAUGUGGGCCCCACUUGGUAUUUUUUGGCGUUGACUUUGAUGCCCGUUGUAUGAUUUAUUUGAUUGAAUGGUCUAUUUUUGGCCUAGUAGGUAGUUUCCAAGGUCUCCCAUGCUCUGAAACUGGAGGCGGAGCUGGCGAGGCUGGAAGAGAGGUCCAGGCAUGUGCAGAUCAAUGACGAGAGUAUCUGUGACUCCUGUCGGACUCGCCUCGGCACAAAACUCUUUGCAAUAUAUCCUGAUGACUCCAUCGUAUGCUACAAGGUACUCUCUCUCUCUUUCUCUCUCUCUCUCUCUCUCACACACACACACUCUUUACUCUAUACAUAUCUCUAUAUAAAUCAGUAUCCUUCUUUUUUCUCCAUACAUUUCUCCCCUCUCUCUCUCUCUCUAUAUAUAUAUAUAUAUAUAUGUAUUUCUCUAUAUGUGCAUCUGUCUAUCCAUCUAUUAUCUCUCUCUGGAACUUUCGGUCAUGAGUUAAUCUUCUCGUGUAGUGUUAUCGGCGUCUAGGGGAGUCGAUCUCAGCAAGGGGCCGGGACUUCACACAGGAUAUCAUAUUCAAGCCGGGGUGGCUUGUGAGCAGGAGCCCUUGA
This is a messenger RNA of Spirodela intermedia, 9476 nucleotides long. Lineage: Eukaryota; Viridiplantae; Streptophyta; Magnoliopsida; Alismatales; Araceae. The record is from the annotation of a GenBank genome assembly.